This is a messenger RNA of Exophiala xenobiotica, 1305 nucleotides long. RefSeq lists its product as uncharacterized. Bases 1 to 1305 code for a protein of 434 amino acids. Gene Ontology annotation, biological process: regulation of mRNA processing; spliceosomal complex assembly; protein phosphorylation. Gene Ontology annotation, molecular function: protein kinase activity; ATP binding. The record is from RefSeq and is a predicted model, not a curated record. NCBI's taxonomy places the organism in Eukaryota, Fungi, Ascomycota, Eurotiomycetes, Chaetothyriales, Herpotrichiellaceae. The transcript has 3 exons.
AUGACCUCGAUGCCGUCAACCCCUUCGGCAACUUUGCCGCAAUGCGAAAACGAAUGGCGAUUCCACGACACUGGCUAUCCAAGUGAAUGGGCAGAGACAUAUCGACCUGGCGGGUUCCAUCCCGUUAACUUGGGUGACACUUUCAAGGAUGGACAGUACCGGGUCAUCCGAAAACUAGGCUAUGGUUCAUUUUCAACCGUCUGGCUGGCAAGAGACACAAUGAACUCACGUUAUGUGGCUUUAAAGGUGAUAGGUGCUCAGGCUUCUCUUAAAGCUAAAACUGAGCUCUCGAUUCUAAAGAGAAUCAACGAGUGCCGCUCGAAAGAUCCGCUAACUCAGUACAUUCUGAUUAACCUGGAUACAUUCCAACACUUGGGACCUAAUGGCGCUCAUCUCUGCCUAGUGACUGAGCCCAUGGGACCUACCGUUGCUUCUUUGGCGGAAGAACUCACACCUUUGGAAGAGUGGAAAGUUAACAUUCCCUAUCCGAAGCUUAUAGCGAGGCGGAUUCUAAAACAUACGUUGCUUGGGCUUAAGUUUCUGCAUAAGAACGGCAUUGUUCACGCUGAUUUGCAGCCUGGGAAUCUCCUUUCUACCAUUUCAAAUAUUGAUCAACUGAGUGAAGGGGACUUACGACAAGAUCUGUCAGGUCAAGGAAGAAAUCCCGCACCUGAGGCCGUUCGACGACUUGACGGGCUAGAGGAUAAAUGGGCUCCUCGUUACCUAUUUCUAGGCCAGUCACUUAUCAAAUACGCCAAACUUGGUCAAGAGAUGCAAGUUAAGAUAUCAGAUUUCGGCGCUGCAUUUUGGGCUCAAGAACCUCCCGAUUCAACCGUCAUCCCCACUGCCCUUAGAUCUCCAGAGUUGAUUUUGGGUGGAAAGAUCGAUUCAAGUAUUGACAUCUGGAGUUUUGGCUGUCUCAUCUUUGAACUGCUGACAGGAGUUCCAUUAUUUUCCGUUAUGGUGCUCUUUGAAGACGACCGAAAGACGACCGAUGAUGAACAUCUUCUCCAGAUGAACGACAUCCUAGAGCCCCUUCCAGAUACCUGGCUUCAGGAAAAGUGGCCGCGAGCUAAAACCUAUUUCGGCCCUGGGCGGCAAAGGCUGGGCCCACGUCCUGACGAUCAAGACGAACCCUAUAUCGAUGACCCUUUGGAGGUGCGAUUCGAGGAGCAUAAGCCGAACGAUAUUGAUGAUGCGGAGGCAGGAGUCAUUACGUCACUCCUUCGAAGUAUUCUGAAGUAUGAGCCAAUGCAAAGACCGACUGCGGAGGAACUGUUGAAGCACCCUUGGUUUCAAGAGUGA